Messenger RNA from Vairimorpha ceranae, 297 nucleotides. RefSeq names its product pol polyprotein. Lineage: Eukaryota; Fungi; Microsporidia; Nosematidae. The transcript has a single exon. The coding region runs from base 1 to 297 and encodes 98 amino acids. The record is from RefSeq and is a predicted model, not a curated record.
AUGAGUCAACCCAUUAUAGUAGAGGCAGACGCCUUAAAUUAUUGUUUAGGUGGAGUCCUAAAACAAAAAAGGGAAAGUAAGGAAAUAACAAUCAGAUGCUGUUCUAGAGAUUUGAAUAAGCACGAAUUGAAUUACUCCACGAUUAAAAAGAAAACGCUGGCGAUAAUAUUUGCAACAAAAAAGGUUAAAAAUUACUUACAUAAAGAGUUUAUAAUAAAGACAGAUAACAAACUAUUGGUGUGUUAUAUAAAGUUAAAGAUCCACAGGGACGAAUUGCGGGGUGGAUCAUGUAUUUGA